This is a messenger RNA of Rhododendron vialii, 915 nucleotides long. RefSeq lists its product as uncharacterized. The record is from RefSeq and is a predicted model, not a curated record. The coding region runs from base 1 to 915 and encodes 304 amino acids. Lineage: Eukaryota; Viridiplantae; Streptophyta; Magnoliopsida; Ericales; Ericaceae. The transcript has a single exon.
AUGGACCUCGUCCUUCAACAAAUCAAUGACCGCGGUGCCAAGGCAGUUGCAUCCUUGGUGCAGAAGACCGACCUCCCUUUCAUUAUUGCGGUCAUGGCUUACUCGCUUCCUUCGAAGUUCAAACUUCGAACGUUUGAACCAUUCGACAGCACGGGCGACCCGCUCGAUCAUCUGGAAACUUACAAGGCAUUCAUGUUGCUCCAUGGGAUUCUGGACCAGAUCAUGUGUCGGGCCUUCCCUACUACUUUGAAAGGCUCUGCAAGGGUUUGGUUUGGAAAGCUGGCAAGUGGCUCAAUCAAGACCUUCUCGAGGCUGAGCCAACUGUUUGUUGAGCAUUUCUACAACGGCCGUCGUCAACACCGCCCAACGACCUACCUGCUGAGCGUCAAGCAGAAAGAGGACGAGACCAUGCGAGCUUACCUCAAGCGCUUCAACAACGAAGCUUUGCUCGUGGAUGAGGCAGAUGAUAAAGUGGUUCUCCUGACUUUUAUUGGUGGUCUUCAGUCGACCAAGUUCGUCUACUCGCUCUCGGAGAAGCCACCUGGUACAGUGGCAGAGCUGAUGCACAAGGCUCAAAAGCACAUCAACGCUGAAGAGGCGAUGGCAGCUCGCGGCAAAGAAACCUUGCGCUCAAGUAAAAAGAGGGCGGAAGCAGACCCGCCAAAGCCACCCAGGGAUAGUAAAAGUGACAAAAAACUACGGAGUGGUGACCGACUGCGCUUUCGGGAGCGGUUCGAGCGAUUCACGCCGCUCAACACCAUGCCCGAACGCAUGUUGGUCCAUCUCAUCAACGGCCCAGAAUUGCAGUGGCCUCGAGUAAUGAAGCUGGGGGUUUUAAAGGACCAAAGCAAGUAUUGCCAUUUCCAUCGGGAUCACGUCCAUGAGACUUCAGACUGUAUCAAACUCAAAAAGUAG